AUGAAAAGGUGGAGGAGAAGGCGAAAAAAAAAAGGGAAAAAGAAGUUGUUUUUUUUCUUUUUUCUUUUUGUGUGUGUGUACGUGAGUGUGUAUAUGUGUGUGUGUGUUUUUUUCUUUCUAAAAAGGGGGAAGAAAAAAAAGAGGAAGAAGAAAACAUACAAAAAGGAGGAAAACAACAACAAAAGAAGAAGAAAUAUCAGAGAGAGAGAGAGAGAGAGAAAAGAAAAAAAAGAAGGAAACAAUGAAGCAAGGAAAAAAAAAGAAGGAAAGAAAAAAAAGAAAGAAAAGGGAACGAGAAACCACACAAACAUGCAAAGAAAAAAAAAAGAAACGGUAACCGAAAUGAAAUACGACAACAAGAACAAGAACAAGAACAAGAAGAGUAAAGAAAAAAAAAGAAUAAGGAAGUACACGGGACCUCCAGUGUUACCCCUGUGUUUCUUUAUGUGUUUGUUUCUUUUUUCUUUUCUUUUUUUUUCUUUCUUUCUUUUUUUUCUUGUGUGUGUGUGUUUUCUUUUUUUUUUUUUUUUUGCUUUUUAUUUUUAUGAGGGAAGAAGGGAAUGA
Molecule: messenger RNA, 564 nt
Organism: Trypanosoma brucei brucei TREU927
Lineage: Eukaryota; Euglenozoa; Kinetoplastea; Trypanosomatida; Trypanosomatidae
Exons: 1
Coding region: 1-564 (187 amino acids)
Biological process (GO): monoatomic ion transport
Cellular component (GO): membrane
Source: RefSeq, a predicted model, not a curated record